UGGGGUGCAGCGGUGCCGGAGAGCAGGAGUGCUAGGGUGCAGCGGGCCCAGAGUGGAGGACGCUGGGGCGAGGUGUACUGCGAUGCUGAGUGGUGCGGUACCGGGGCUCAGGGGACUGUUUAGUGCGGUUUCUCUUUGGCGCGCGCCAUGGUGCCGAGUUGUACAAACAAAUACAAGGAGCAACGAGAGCAAUGAAAAGGCAUUCGAGGUGGGGGCGUGCUUCCCUCGGCAGCAGCGUGGGAGCUGCAUAGUGCUGGGCCUUGCACACAACCAACACAACCUCAUCUAUAGAAUAUGUGUGCCCUGGACAAGCCAGUGCCUUGGGCAGAACGUUUAUAUCUGAAGCUGCCUUGAAUUUACAGUGCUGCUCAAAGUCCCCGAGAAUCACCACAAAACGAAACCUCUGCUGCCUAGAAAAGGUGAGGCCUCAGAUACGGGCCAAACUCAGAGGGCUGUCUCAAGUCCGGGUCCCAUUACAGAGAAAGCCCCUCUGCAGCUCCUGAGCCCCGCGUUGGAAGAUCACGGUGAGUGCCUGGUGAUACCCAGAGAUCCACACUACAGACCUUCGGGACUGACUGGCAGGUCUGGCGAGAACUUGUCCGGACUCUCCCAUCCAGGAAGGCCCCGAGAACAUGAACCAGGUCACCUGGGCAGACACCGCGCUCAUGCACCACGAGCCGUCCUACUCUGGCCCUGACAUGGGAAGGGAGGCAGCAAUGCUGUGUCAUAGCCAGGCAAGGGCUGACCGCAGAAGCAUUGGGUUCUAGAAGGUUCUCCCAGCCAUGGCCGAGGGGGAGGUGAGGGGAGAGGGGGACAUGCUGACAGGAAAGGAUCGGAAGCUGCGUGGGGGAGAACGAAGACGUAGGCGCUCCGAGGCCGCACCCAGCGCUCCCUGCUCCCUCCGAUUACAGGUUACAAGCCAGCAGGCGACCGGCGAACCACCACCAUUAGGGAUGGAACGCAGAAUGGCUAUAGGCUAGCGGACUAGCCAAUCCCAAUGCAGCAUUCCAUGGCACGCGCUUGCUCGGGCCUCUCGUCCAAUCAGAACACGGCAGCCUCUAUAAAUACGGGUCGCUGAGGCCACCGCUCCGUGAGCGGUUCCCGGCAGUCGGGUGGUGGCCAGGUAUGGCUCGCACCAAGCAGACUGCUCGCAAGUCCACCGGCGGGAAAGCGCCUCGCAAGCAGCUGGCCACCAAAGUGGCCCGCAAGAGCGCCCCGGCUACCGGCGGCGUCAAGAAGCCGCACCGCUACCGGCCGGGCACCGUGGCGCUGCGCGAGAUCCGCCGCUACCAGAAGUCCACCGAGCUGCUGAUCCGCAAGCUGCCCUUCCAGCGCCUGGUCCGGGAGAUUGCGCAGGACUUCAAGACCGACCUGCGCUUCCAGGGCUCGGCCGUGGUGGCGCUGCAGGAGGCCUGCGAGGCCUACCUGGUGGGGCUGUUCGAGGACACCAACCUGUGCGCCAUCCACGCCAAGCGUGUCACCAUCAUGCCCAAAGACAUCCAGCUCGCGCGCCGGCUCCGCGGGGAGCGGGCCUAAGGCCUGGCAGAGGCCGUGGAGACUGCGUCUCUAUCGAACCAAAGGCUCUUUUCAGAGCCACCCAUCUUCUGUGAAAAAGUUGCUGUAAAAAUUUGGAGUUAUUCA
This is a messenger RNA of Loxodonta africana (African savanna elephant), 1641 nucleotides long. It is a transcript of the gene H3-4, whose product is annotated as H3.4 histone, cluster member. Lineage: Eukaryota; Metazoa; Chordata; Mammalia; Proboscidea; Elephantidae. The record is from RefSeq and is a predicted model, not a curated record. The transcript is spliced from 3 exons. Bases 1126 to 1536 code for a protein of 136 amino acids. Gene Ontology annotation, cellular component: nucleosome. Gene Ontology annotation, molecular function: DNA binding; structural constituent of chromatin; protein heterodimerization activity.